This is a messenger RNA of Benincasa hispida (wax gourd), 1250 nucleotides long. Its product is annotated as chloroplastic lipocalin. The record is from RefSeq and is a predicted model, not a curated record. Gene Ontology annotation, molecular function: small molecule binding. Lineage: Eukaryota; Viridiplantae; Streptophyta; Magnoliopsida; Cucurbitales; Cucurbitaceae.
UUUUGAUCGAUAAUUGACUAAUGAGUAGUAUAGUAUAUGGUUGAAGAAGGCUCGAAAUAGAACCAAGCAACAAAAAUGGCGAUAUUCUGCAAAUUCAUCUCAAAGGACGUUUGAAACUCUAAGAAAAAAAGUGUGUUCCAAUUGGAAAAUGGUGCAGAUUCUUCUCCAUUCAUCAGCCCCAUUUCUUCUCCAAUGCUGUUCUUCUCCUCCUACUUCCUCCAGGGGAAUGCAUGGCAAAGUAAUGUUGAAGAAUGGUUUUGAGCAACCUGCUCUAAGAAAGCUUGUGUCUCAACAUGUACUCUCUGGAUUUGCUGCUUCAUUGAUAUUUCUCACUCAAACAAACCAGGCUAUCUCUGUAGAUAUACCUCGCCGUGAAAACUUGUGUCAGCUUGCAAGUGCAGAGAAUGCUGCAAGCCUUCCUUUUGACAAUGAUUCUGAUGGAGGGGGAAGGUUGAUGAUGAUGAGAGGGAUGACAGCCAAAAAUUUUGAUCCCGUUCGAUACUCAGGAAGAUGGUUCGAAGUUGCUUCGCUUAAACGUGGAUUUGCUGGACAAGGUCAGGAAGACUGCCACUGCACCCAGGGUGCAUACACAUUUGAUAUGGCGACACCAGCAAUACAAGUAGAUACCUUUUGUGUUCAUGGAAGCCCUGACGGAUAUAUAACUGGGAUAAGAGGAAGAGUUCAGUGUCUUCCAGAGGAAGAUUUACUGAAAAAUGCAACCGAGCUGGAGAAGCAGGAGAUGAUCAAGGAGAAAUGUUACCUGCGUUUUCCUACAUUGCCAUUUAUACCUAAGGAGCCUUAUGAUGUCAUUGCAACUGAUUAUGACAACUUUGCUAUAGUUUCUGGAGCUAAAGACCUUAGCUUUGUUCAGAUCUAUUCAAGAACGCCAAACCCGGGACGCGACUUCAUAGAGAAGUACAAAUCGUACUUGGCGAAUUUUGGGUAUGAUCCAAGCAAAAUCAAGGACACUCCUCAAGAUUGUGAAGUAAUGUCAAAUAGUCAGCUAGCUGCAAUGAUGUCAAUGUCUGGAAUGCAACAGGCUUUGACAAAUCAAUUUCCAGAUUUAGGGCUAAAGGCUCCUAUUGAACUCAACCCCUUCACAAGUGUAUUUGAUACUUUCAAAAAGCUACUAGAGCUCUAUUUCAAAUAGUACUUAUGUGGUGCUAUCUGUGUUGAGCAUUCUGGUUUAAACACUCAUUAGUGCUUAAUUUAAAUGAGUAUCAAAUAUGGUGGGAAGCCUUUUGCUAGCA